AGUAAAAAAAAAAGGAAAAGUGCAUCACAUGACCACCUCCUUUAUUUCCUGCAGCAGCCUCCCCUAUCGGCUCCUCUCCUUGGCUGCUCCCCGCCUGCGACAGCUCAGCAGCGGUGUGGUCGCUUCGAACGAGCGCUAACGGAAAGGAGAAAAAAACUCGCUCCACUCCGCACUGAAAGGCCUCCACCUCACUGCAGACCCAGCUACAGUCACUCCGACGCCGGAUACAGCACAUAAACACCCCAGAGAGGCUUUUGUCGACUUUAAUUUGCUUUUUUUUUUAUCAGAAAAAGCCAAUCCCUAUAAUGGCGACAGCUUGCCCUGCUGGCUCCAGCCCCGGACCGGGAACGGAGCUCAUCCGCGGACAGGCCUUCGACGUUGGGCCUCGGUACAGCAACCUCUCCUACAUCGGGGAGGGCGCCUACGGGAUGGUGUGCUCUGCUUAUGACCGGGACAACAAGCUCCGCGUGGCCAUCAAAAAGAUCAGCCCGUUUGAGCACCAGACCUACUGCCAGCGCACCCUGAGGGAAAUCAAAAUCCUGCUGCGCUUCAAGCACGAGAACAUCAUCGGCAUCAACGACAUCAUCCGGGCGCCGUCCAUCGAGCAGAUGAAGGACGUAUACAUCGUCCAGGAUCUCAUGGAGACAGACCUCUACAAGCUCCUGAAGACCCAACACCUGAGCAACGACCACAUCUGCUACUUCCUCUACCAGAUCCUACGAGGGCUCAAGUACAUCCACUCUGCCAACGUGCUGCACCGCGACCUGAAGCCCUCCAAUCUCCUCCUCAACACCACCUGCGAUCUCAAGAUCUGUGACUUCGGUCUGGCUCGCGUGGCGGAUCCCGACCACGACCACACCGGCUUCCUAACAGAGUAUGUCGCCACGCGUUGGUACAGAGCUCCAGAGAUCAUGCUCAACUCCAAGGGCUACACCAAGUCCAUAGACAUCUGGUCGGUGGGCUGCAUCCUGGCUGAGAUGCUGUCAAACAGGCCAAUCUUCCCUGGGAAGCACUACCUGGAUCAGCUCAACCACAUCCUGGGGAUCCUGGGCUCCCCCAGCCAGGAGGACCUCAACUGCAUCAUCAACCUCAAGGCCAGAAACUACCUGCUGUCGCUGCCGGUGCGCUGCAAAGUGCCGUGGAACCGCCUGUUCCCCAACGCCGACAGUAAAGCUCUGGACCUUCUGGACAGAAUGCUGACGUUUAACCCUCACAAGAGGAUCGAGGUGGAGGAGGCCCUGGCCCACCCUUACCUGGAGCAAUAUUACGACCCGACGGACGAGCCCACCGCCGAGGCUCCGUUCAAGUUCGACAUGGAGCUGGACGACCUGCCCAAAGAGACGCUGAAGGAGCUCAUCUUCGAAGAAACGGCUCGGUUCCAGCCCGGCUUCAGGUCCUAACGGCUCUCAGGAGAUUCUGCGGACAGGCUUCUGCGUCGCCACUGCUCCUCCCCGCCUCCACUCUGUUGCUGUGAUUUUUUUGUUUUGGGGUUUUGGUUUGCUCUGUUUUUUAACUCUCCUCUCCUGUUCACACCGCCUGGAUUCCUCCGGUUUCUCUUUUCAGUUUUCUUUCGUCAAGUCCACUUUGCUCAGGAACGGCGUCAGGAAUCAAUCAGUCAUUCUCCGUCUCUCCUUUCUUUCUCUCUCUCUCUCGGCAGAGAGGCGAGGUAAGGGGACCGGAGGGGUGGGAGUCACAUCACAGCUCAUAGUUUGGGGGUGAAUUUUGUUUUUUGAAGCCAAGAUAAACAACUUUUUUUGUGUUUAUAUGUGUGUCUCAAAUGGCAUUUGAGUUAAAACCUUUUUUUAAUGAUACUUUUUGUUUUGGUGCAUCUGCUUUGCACAAAAAAAAAAAAAUCAUCCAUCAUUAAAACAAAACGAGUUUUCAUACCUUUUAUCACACUGUUGCAACAGGAUGCAGUGAUUUUUGUCUUUUCUUUCUCUCUCGCUUAGAAAAAUUCGAUUUAACUCGCCUGAUUUAUGCAAUUAUGACAGAAUGAGCCAGACUUUAACUGGCCACAAGCCAUCACUUGGUGUUGACGAGGAUGUAUAUUUUAUCAAACCUUGUAUUUUAAUCUUAGACAUACUCACACAGAAGGCACCGCAUAUAACUAAAUAUAAAUAUAUAUAUGAAGCCUGAAGAGUCUUAAGAUGUUUUAUUGUUUAGGGUGAAGUGAGUUUAAUGAGUUUCUAAAGGAAAAAAGUCCCUUUUUUUAUUUCUUAUUGGCAUUAAAACGUGUAGAUAUGUAUGGUUUAUUGGAAGUUUCUGCCUUAGCCACGAGGAAAUAAAGGAAAAGUUGAUUUCACACAAGUUUGUAUGAUAUUUUCAUAUUUUCCAGGAGGUGGGACACGUAGAAUCCUCCACCUUUCCACUCCUCUGUUUUCCUAUUACUAUGAUUAUUAUUAUUAUUCUUUUGUUGUCCUCUUCGGUGUUUGUGGAUCUCUCUCGCCUUGUUAGAAGAAAACUGUGCCCUUUUGCAUGACUGUUAUAAAAAGCUCCGUAUACAAAGACAGCGACGUUAAAAGUGCCACACAAGCCGGGCCGGUUCGCCGCCUCCUCAUCAUUUUGUGGUAAAAAUCGUUUCCAAACACUCGGUGCUUUCCGCCCCGUUUUUUAUUUCCACGUACCCGCCCUCCGUCUGACGAGCAGAUUUUAAUCUCUGCAUGCUCAGUAACGAUAAAUCUGUGUUUAAAAUGUUAGAAAAAUAUUUAAAGCACAGCAUGACGACAUAUUACUCCUACGUCACGUUUAAAUCGCACAUUUUAGUUCUACAAACAGUUGGACCAGCACACAACUGCGUACGAGGAAAAACACAUGCAUAACUGCAGCGGAAGUCAAGAAUAACUUUACCGUUUGUGUUUGAUCAGAUUGAAGACUGUUAAAUUAAAUACUUUUAUUUCACAUAUUUUAAUGGGGUAAAAAGGCUUACUAUUGCAACUCUUCAAUUUAUCUAGAACUUUCAGGGCAUCUAUGGAAAUAUAAAAAAAACAAAAAAACAGCUCAGAUUUUAGUCAUUAAAGUACCUCCAAAUUGCACAGAUGGAUUUAAAACUUUGAUUAUGCAGCAAAAUAUAACAUCUGGAUGAAAUCCUUGUCGAGGAAGAAAAAUAUGGAUAAUUUGCUUCUUCCCAGCUUAAACUCAGCAGCUUUUUGGGAGAUUUUUCUCUUCAUUAUAAACUCAAGUUGUAUUUGACUUUAGUAGAAAAAGCAAAAAAAGCCAAGCUGCUGUAUUUUUGUUUAAAGUUGGGAGGAGUUACGUUGUUAGCAUAAAUAAACCUGGGAUUCUUCACACAGUUUACAGUCGAGUAUAUCGGUUGUUUUUACUUAAUUUUUGUGGAUGACUCAUCUCUACAAGAGGACGUUAAAGUGCCGCUCAGACGCACUCAAGCCAUAGCUGGUCAGCCACACCUCUGGCCACACCCGUUUGUGAUGUCAUCGUGUCCGGACGCGCCUACAUCACAGUAGCCAUGUUGGAAAUUAAACUUCUGGAAAUCGACCGCAAAGGGGCGCUGGACUAAAGGAAAUUAUGGAAACCUGUUUAUGCUACCACAACAGCAUAAUUACUCAAAAUUUGGAUAUGAUUGUUAUUACAGCGGCACAAAUGGGCUUCCAUAAUGCCAUAUUAUGAAAAUUUUUUACCUUAUUAUUUGUUUAAAACUUGGAGAAAAAUGGCUGAUGUUAAUAAAACAAAAAAUGCAUCACGGAUCAAAAACUGUGAUUUGGUUAAAUUUGGAUUUAAUUGCUAUUAGAGUGGCACAGAUGGGCUUCCGUAAUAGCAUAUUAUGAAAAACAUAAUUUCUUUACAUCAUUAUCAGUUUAAAACUGAUGUAAAGAUGCCUGAUUGAGUUUAAUCAAAACAAAAAAUGCAGCACAGAUAAAAAAUCUAACCAUAUGCAUUAUAAUUGGCCACAGUUUAGAUUUAAUAAUGGCACAAAUGAACUUCUGUAAUGUACCAAAAUUAGGAAAUACUCAAUCGCUUUACAUCAUUAUCAGUUUAAAACUUAUAGUUAUGGUCUGAGAUGGUAGCAAAAAUCCCCGAUUGGGUUUAAUAAAGCCGAAAAUGCAGCACAGAUCAAAAACCUAACCUGCAACACAUUUAUCUUUAAAAUAAUUUUAACUCAAAUUUUAACCUUAAACUUGAUGCUAUGAAUCACCUUUUCACUCCCAUUUUAAAUAUUUGUCUACAUUUCGACUCCAGCAGAGAUUUAACCCAUCUGUCGACACAAAACGAUGACCAAAACGUUGCUUUUUUUUUUGUUUUGUUUUUUGCACUUUGCAGAUUUAAUCCCAGCGCUCGUCACGCUCGCUGCACACACUCGUCCGUCUCCGUUAUGAUGAAAUGCACUUGCUUCUCCGGUGGUUGGGAUGGGACUUGUAAUCCGAGGUGCCUGCCAGGACUUGACAUGCCUGUAGAUAGUUUUCUUUCUUUCUUUGAGAAGCGGAGUGGGGAUGGGAACUUUUAAAGGGCACUGGAAACCUUUUGGUGGGAUUAGUUGUAUAAAAAGAGGACACAUUAAAAAUGAUAAAUAAAAAAUAAAUUAAAAAAAGCUUCAGCUGAGUUCUUUGUGCAACCUUGUCUGUUUGUGCCUUUUUUGAUAGUCUCGAUAUCCAAGAUUUUGAUGUGCAGCUUUUGUUUAGUCGGGAAUCUGUUGUAAUCGCAGUAUACGCUCUUAAAGAUGAACACAAUCAGCUCUGUGGGUGGGGGGUGAGAAUGGGAUGGGGGCGACCUUAUCCUUCAUUUCUGUAAAUUUUAAGAGAUUUGUUGCAACAGCUGUGUGAUCUGUGACUGUAAUAAAGGACAAAAAACAAACAUUUCAAUAUUUUUUUGCGUUACCCUUUAUUUUCCUUUUUAAUUUUCUUUUGGGAUGUUUUUGUGCAGAUAUUUUUAUUGUAAAAUUAAUGUUUCUAUCAGACACUAAUCUUGUUUGAGUUGUCUCCAGUGGAACUUCUUAACUCUGUAUGUUUUGAUCAGUAGAAAUCUUUAAUUGUGUAGUUUUAAAAAAGGAAAACUAAAUAAAGAAAAAAAGAGAUCCAUUGGUUGUAUUUUAAAGGUUUGUUUGAGCUGCCAUUAAAUCGUUUGGAGUUGA
Molecule: messenger RNA, 5083 nt
Organism: Gambusia affinis (western mosquitofish)
Lineage: Eukaryota; Metazoa; Chordata; Actinopteri; Cyprinodontiformes; Poeciliidae
Gene: mapk1
Product: mitogen-activated protein kinase 1
Exons: 9
Coding region: 306-1400 (364 amino acids)
Biological process (GO): intracellular signal transduction; protein phosphorylation
Cellular component (GO): cytoplasm; nucleus
Molecular function (GO): MAP kinase activity; ATP binding
Source: RefSeq, a predicted model, not a curated record